Wallemia mellicola CBS 633.66 is the source of this 2596-nucleotide messenger RNA. Its product is annotated as TPR-like protein. Bases 8 to 2548 code for a protein of 846 amino acids. The record is from RefSeq and is a predicted model, not a curated record. The transcript is spliced from 2 exons. Lineage: Eukaryota; Fungi; Basidiomycota; Wallemiomycetes; Wallemiales; Wallemiaceae. Gene Ontology annotation, molecular function: protein binding.
GUGAAAAAUGGAUUUUGAAUUGGCGCUAUUAGAAGGCGAAGGUGGCACUGGAUUGGUUGAAUUAGUAAAUCAAGGUAAAUUCAAGGACGUAUUGCUUAGUGAUCCUGCUCAAAAGUUACUUGGUGAUAUUGAUUUGGAUUACUUGAAAGUUAGAAUAAAUAUAAGUGAAAAGGACGCAUUAUCUGUAGCAGUUGCAUUGUUACAUUCUUUCAUUCAGAUCAAUUGGACAGGUCCUGAUUUAGAUUUCAAUCUAACAGAUUUGAACGGUUUAUGGAGUGAUUAUGACUAUCAUAAUUCAAUAGCUAUUCAGAAAUUGAGUACUGGUGGUGAGCCUGCUUAUCAUUUAACCCGAUUCGCUCCUUUGUUACUUAUCGCACAAGCAAUCUUCAAUGAAUUGGUUAAAAGUGACGAGGGAGAGUUACCUUUAGGCUCAGCAAAGUGGUGGAAUCUCAGAGCAGCAGUAGCUCAGCAACAUUUAUUAGACGAAUGUGUUCCACUUCCAGAAUCGAUGUUAGAUGGUGUCAAAAAGGCACUCAUAGAUAAGCUGCCACCUACAUUAAAAGCAAGACUUACAUUAGAAGUUGGAAUUGCAUACCACAUGUUCGAAAGAGACAGGGAAGCGUCAGAAACAUUCUUGGAAGCUGCCAAUACUAAUGAACUAAAGUUCCACUUAACUGGUGCACUCGGAAAACGUACCAAGUUCCAACAGAGCGAUAUUACUCAACUAGUUCUUCUAGCAGAAUCAAGAGAUAGUCAAGAAAGCAAAGAAAAUGCCGACUCUCAAGUCAAAGAUUUGGAAUUAAACGAUGACACACUUCUCGAACAGACUCAGUUCAGUUCUACAGUCGACUCAUCGGCACCUCUAUCACAUAUAGAUCCCUCAAAUCAGCCAAAAUUAUCAGCAAUUGACCAAUGCAUCUUACUAGGUAUGUGUUUGAAUAUCAAAAAUACAGCCCCAGAGAAUGGUCUCACCAACUCUCAAAUGGGUGCUUUCGUUCAGAGGGUACUCUCAAAUCACCAAAAUUGGUCAAUUUACACAAUGAGUUUACUCUUGAGAAGUAGGUUGGAAGCACACCGUACACGUACUGUUCAACGUGCAACUUUACAGUUACAAGCUUUGAUCGAUCAAAUGCCAACAUCAGAUUCAAGCAAUGUUGAACGUUUGAAGUAUUUCUUCGCCAUGCCUAUGCCUGCCAAGUGGGAACUUGAGAGGGAGCUCGCACAGAGAUUUGUCAAUAUCGGUGUUGUUAGAUCUGCACUUGAAAUAUAUCAAAAGUUGGAGAUGUGGGAAGAUACAAUAAUUUGUUAUGUCAGCACAGAUAGACAAAAUGAUGCGCUCGAUACAGUCAAAGGUCUCCUUGAGGGUAGCAUAGUUGAAUCACAAACCAUCACAUCUCGUGCUAAAGCCACCGUUGACACUAAAACACGCACAAGAAUGGAUGUCAUGAGAGUAGCAAAGUUAUGGUGUCUUUAUGGUGACCUUGAUGUACCAAAUUGUGAACAACACUAUAAAAAAGCAUUAGAGGUAUCAAAUAAUUCAAGCAGUCGUGCUUAUAGAUCACUUGGUGGAUUAUACUUCGCUAAGGGCGACAGCAAGAGCACAAUUGAAGUUCUUCGCAAGGCUGUUGCGAUUAAUCCUCUCUAUCAUCACACUUGGUUCAUCCUCGGAUGUGCAUGUAUCAGAUUAGAAGAUUGGGAUGGUGCGAUUGAAGCCUUCAGUAGAUGUGUGGCUAUUGAAGACGAUGACGCGGAAUCUUGGAAUAAUCUGGCUAGUGUUUACCUCCGUCUUGGUGAUAAAGCUGUAACACACGAAAGCAAAAUGCAUGCCUUUAGAGCAUUAAAACAAGGAUCAAGAUAUGGAUUCGACAAUUGGCGUAUAUGGCAAAAUCUCAUGAUUGUUUCGAUCGACGUUGGUGAAUUAGCAGAUGCCACUAGAGCGGUUGGAAGAUUGGCUGACAUUAGAGGAGAACUUAUUUGCGGAGAAAAUGACGACUCAAGUGAACUUGAUGUUGUGGACAAGGUAGUUGACGCCGUUACGCUAGCACCACGUAACGAAAGAGAUGCAAUUGAGGGAGAUACCUCAGCCGAAGGGGCUCAAGUCGUGCAUAAUUCCAAUGAAGGUCACGGUUUAUUAAGAGCAGUUGAUAGAUUAUUCGAUUAUUCAUUGUUGAAAAAAGUCUCAUCACCUCGCAUUUUCAAAUCAUACGCUAGAUUAAACUUCUGGAAGGGUCAAUACAGGAACGCAAUUGAUAUGCACCUCAAAGCCUAUAGAGCUAGUGUUGGAUCUGAUGAUACAGUUGAGAAUGACAAAAAGGCAUUCCAGAAGGCAUCUGAAACCAUAAUUGAUUUGGUUGACGUUUUGCAAAACUUUGGUGAGAAACCUGCAGAUGUAAACGAUCCAAACAAUCAAGAAGAUGCAUCACCAGAUUGGAAGUAUCAAGCUAGAAGUUUAUUGAGAACAUUCCUUGGUCGUACAAGAUCAACGUUUGAAGAUGAAAAAGAAUAUGCCCAACUGAAGGAGCUCUUAGAGGAGAUCAGAAGCACUUAGUGAUAUUGUAAAUAAUUAUAGAUAUUUAUUGGGAAUUAUAAACUGUUU